Mixia osmundae IAM 14324 is the source of this 1020-nucleotide messenger RNA. RefSeq lists its product as uncharacterized. The record is from RefSeq and is a predicted model, not a curated record. The coding region runs from base 1 to 1020 and encodes 339 amino acids. Gene Ontology annotation, cellular component: mitochondrion. The transcript is spliced from 4 exons. Gene Ontology annotation, biological process: biosynthetic process; mitochondrial respiratory chain complex I assembly. Lineage: Eukaryota; Fungi; Basidiomycota; Mixiomycetes; Mixiales; Mixiaceae.
AUGCUCAGAUGUACCUGUGCACGAUUUCGAUCGCAGCGCCGAUCUGUCAGCACCUCUGCGGGCGUGACAGCCAAAAGCUCGCCUGAAUAUGUCUCCGAGCUUGUCAGGAGACUGGACUAUGUAUCUUAUCUGCCGAGCUUCUUUUACCCGGCGAGCGCCAGACGGGCGUAUCUUGCCAUCAGGGCCUUCAACAUCGAGCUUGCAUCCAUCAAGGACAAUGUCUCCAAUCCGAUGAUAGGCAAGAUGCGCCUCGCAUUCUGGCGAGAUGCGCUCGAAGGCAUCUUUGCCGGACGACCGGCACAGCAUCCGAUAGCACUGGAGCUCUCGCACGCAGCACGGCGUCAUCGCUUGACACGAUACCACGUCUCCAAGCUCAUCGACGCACGAGAGGCCGACCUCACUACAGACAUCUAUCAUACUCUGGCCGACCUAGCGGCCUAUGCCAGGUCGACUCAGUACUCGCUGCUGUCUUUGCAACUGCAAACGCUUGACAUCCAGCAAAGCCUGACGCAAGAGACCUACAACCAAGUCGAUAUGAAUGUCACUCAUGAUCACAAGACCCCGGAUCCCUCGCGACCUCUGCCGCUCUCGACAAUCGACCACGCGCUCUCACAUCUUGCUGUGUCACUGACGUUGACGACCUUGUUGCGGGCUUUACCUCAUCACGCUGCAAAACGGUCUGCAGCCCCGAUCCCGAGCGAGAUUGCAAGCAAACAUAGCCUCGUGACAGAGGAACUCUUUCGCUCAGGUGGCAGUGCCGGUGGUUUGAGAGAUGCAGUCUACGAUCUUGCUGGUACAGCAUUUGUCGAGCUAGAGAUGGCUCGCAAGACGCUCGGAAUCGAUCAACGUAUCAAGGUACCCGUACCCGUCAUGCCAGCUCUUCUGUCCGCCACAUCGGCAAGAUCCUACUUGACGCUGCUCGAACGAGCCCGAUUCGACGCGUUUGAGCCGAGCUUGCAAAGGCGAUACUGGCGCUAUCCUUUCCAAGUCUGGCACGACUCGCGCCGGCGCAUCUUCUGA